AUGAAUGAUAUCUGCCAUACAUCCCAACCCACAACUCAAUUUCUGGUCCAAAAAAUCAGUUUUAAAUCAGACGACAGACCGGGACUGAGGGGACUUGUGGCCGUGGCGGUCGUGAGUUCCGCGGUGAGGAACUUUCGGGAGCGCCAGAACGUCCGCGCCACUUGGGCCGACCCCAGAGUUGUGCGGCUAACUGGGAUCGCUUCGGUGUUCGUUGUGGGGGGAACCACAUCCGCGCGGGCGCAGCGAGCGCUGGUGAGGGAGAGCCUCGCCUUCAGGGACAUCGUGCAGGCAGAUUUCCUGGACACCUACAACAACCUCAGCCUCAAGUCCCUGGCAGGUAUUUGGUGGGGGGCGCAGCACUGCGCACAGGCGCCUUGGAUCCUCAAGACGGACGACGAUGUGAGCGUCAAUGUCUUCGCCCUCAGUGAAUACCUCCUCCAUUACGCAGGAUCCACCGAGCCUGAAGCUGCAUUGCAUAUGCCAACGUUCACGGACAACCCGGACCUACGCGAGAGCACGAAGCGAUGUACAGGAGCCCACUGCGUGGUGCUCUGCGACAAGAUCUCGCUGCGCGCCAGGGCGGUUGACAACAACUCUUAUCAGUUCGGCGUCUCUGCGGCCGAGUGGCGCCUGCCUACGUACCCGCCUUACUGUCAUGGAGUUGGGUACUUGGUGCCCACAACUGCAGUGCCAGCCCUGAUGGAGGCCGCGGCCACGAGCACCUACAUCAGAGUUGAAGAUGUCUUCGUCACUGGCAUACUUGCUCGGGCGGCGGGGCUGCGUAUUGCGCACAUGCACCCCCCGGUGCCGUGGCAGUACGCGCUACACGCGCACGACCGGGCACUGCUCUUCAUCGCCGGCAUCAGGCUGACACUGGAGCUGGACCGCGACCUGGAGGGGGGCCGGCUGACGGGCUCGCAGGUGUGGAGGAUGUUACUCGAGCGUCACAACGUAACGCUGGACCAGAGCUGAUCCUCUGGCCCACUAGAAAUUUUGAAUAGAUUAAACUGACCGUUUAUUGGAUUAAACCGAUUAAAUUUGAAUUUAAAGUUUAAUGGAUACAACUGAUUAAACUGACCGCAUACCCUUUUAUCAAAAACUUUACGGAUAUACCCGCAGCCAUCGAUGCUAUUUAUUUCUCAAGGCACGUUAGUUAGCAGUGACCGUCAGUGGGAAAAUUUUUGAUCAGAAUGAAUUAUCAGAACUGUUCUGGGUAACAAAAAUUUAGCAUCUGUAAAAAUUAGUUAAUAAUUCCAAAAUCCAUCUGCAAGCUACUCAUAACAAAUGUGGAGUAUUUCUUUUCUAUCUAAUCAUCAAUUAAGCAGAUUUAUUACUCGUCCUAGUAUUCAAGUAUUUACGAUUAUACAGGCAGGGAUGGGAGGCAGGCUAAUAACAUACGACUCCCCCUUUUAGAUUUAAGAAUUGUUCUUGUUUGGGCCAUGUUGAGCAAAAACCUGUUAAAUAUGCCACCAGCUUGUAUUUUAACAAGAAAAAUAACUGCAGUUUUGCCCUAUGAAGGUAUAUGCCUGAACGCCAAAACUAUCAUAUUUGAUAUCAACCGGAAUACAAAAGUUUGGCUGAGGAGAGACAAAUUUACGAGUUCCAUGUCAGUUCAUAAUUUGACUCAGGGAGGAAAUAAAGAGUCAAUCAGGGGGAACAUAAAGAUUGUAUUGAAUUCCACGUUUCAAUCAUUAGGUACAUAACAACUUUAAUGUAAGUCAUAUCAACUUGCUCGAUCAUUUUCAAACUUGCGGGCCACUUGGCUAACUCAUCCCAGUGUUAGGUUAAAGUUCAGUAGUAUUAUUCUUAUGAACAAUAUAUUCGAACGAUCACCGAUUUCAUUUUUUAUCUUCUAUACAUUUUUUAAUAUUAAUAAAAUUUAUG
Hyalella azteca is the source of this 1884-nucleotide messenger RNA. RefSeq names its product beta-1,3-galactosyltransferase 5. Gene Ontology annotation, molecular function: N-acetyl-beta-D-glucosaminide beta-(1,3)-galactosyltransferase activity. The coding region runs from base 1 to 972 and encodes 323 amino acids. The record is from RefSeq and is a predicted model, not a curated record. The transcript is spliced from 10 exons. Gene Ontology annotation, cellular component: membrane. NCBI's taxonomy places the organism in Eukaryota, Metazoa, Arthropoda, Malacostraca, Amphipoda, Hyalellidae.